This is a messenger RNA of Aspergillus aculeatus ATCC 16872, 2049 nucleotides long. RefSeq lists its product as uncharacterized. Gene Ontology annotation, biological process: phosphorelay signal transduction system; phosphorylation. The transcript has 5 exons. The record is from RefSeq and is a predicted model, not a curated record. Bases 1 to 2049 code for a protein of 682 amino acids. NCBI's taxonomy places the organism in Eukaryota, Fungi, Ascomycota, Eurotiomycetes, Eurotiales, Aspergillaceae. Gene Ontology annotation, molecular function: phosphorelay sensor kinase activity.
AUGGAUACACGCAAUACAGUCCAUCAGACCGUAGCUAGAGAACUCUUCCGAGCGUUCCCUGAUGCAGCGUCGCUCAUGUUUGUCCCACUUCAGGAUGAUGGUAUGUCUGACUGGCUCGCUGCGACGAUCGUCUGGGAUUGUGACCGUCCACUGGGUGAUGACGACCUCGGUUACCUGAAAGUACUCGGGGAUAUAAUCACCUGCUGGGUCGCUCGGAUUGAGGGAAGCUCCCUCAAGAAAUGCAAAUCGGAUUUCUUAUCAUCAAUAAGCCAUGAGAUGCGGUCGCCGCUUCACGGAAUGCUGGGCAACUGUGAGUUGUUACAGUCUACUGAUCUCAGCCCCACUCAGAGGGAUAUGGUUACAAUGGUCGAGACCUGCGCAAAGACGCUGCUCGAUACAAUACACUGCCUGCUCGACUUUAACAAGAUUAGCACUCUCUCGCAGACGCAAAAGCGGUGCAGUAAUAUGGCCGCGGAUCUCUGGGAUGUGGCGACGGAAUUCGAUCUCAGUUCCCUUGUGGAAGAUGUGACAAACGUCGUGCUUGCCGGGCACCGACACCUCAACGAGGCAUUUAAGAACUCUGGAUGCACCUGGCCGGUACAGGAUGGCGUGGGUUCAGUGGAAGUGGGCCCGGGGAGGAAGCCGGAUGAUUUUGCUGUCGUGAUUCGGGCUGAGAACCAGAUUGAUUGGAGGAUACACUCUAUCUCUGGCGCUUGGAGUCGGAUCAUCAAGAACAUCGUCGGCAACGCGUUGAAAUUUACUAACUCUGGGGUGAUUGAGAUAGCUCUCGACCGGAAACAACAGAAACGCCACGGGCGGACGACCGACUUUGCACACCUGACAAUAACGGACUCUGGCUGCGGAAUUGCUCAAGAUUAUCUUGAGAACCAACUCUUCACUCCCUUUUCCCAAGGGUCUGUCCUCACUGAAGGGGUUGGACUCGGUAUGAGUAUCACAAACCGGCUUGUGAAACAUCUCGGGGGCUACACCAAGGUGGAGAGCCACCUGGGAGUUGGGACACGGGUUGACGUCCACAUUCCGGUCGACUUCGUGCAGGAGAAGUCUGUAACCACGCGGCCUCCGGAUACGAGAAUCCGUCCGGAGAAACCACUACGCGUAGUCAUGGUUGGGAUGAACCCUGAUUUGAAGGGGGGCGAGAUGGGCCAAGGCCUAAGCACUGACGCAAAACGCAGACUCGCCCUCGCAACCUCUAUUAGCAGCCACCUUUCUCGCCAUGCGGACCACCAACUCUCCUUUGCUGAGCCCUCAAACUGUGGUGGUGGUGAUGGUGGUGACAUCGCAGUAAUAGAGGAACCGACAUGGAAAGCAACACCAGGAAUUGACUUGCGGAAGUCCCGAUUCCGUUCGGUCAUUGUCAUUGGGGGAUUUGAACUCGCUUCUCCGCGGCACCUCGUUGUCGACGGUGUCGACGUAUUCCACAUUCCACAACCCCUCGGCCCCAAGAGAUUUCUCCACACCUUGCGAGAAAUCACGGAUUUACAGAGCUCUACGACUGCUGGAGAUAAUCGUCUGGCCGCGCACCCUAUAGCCGUUCUGCCGGCGCGGCCACGGUCGACAGUCGAGGACUCUGAUAAAGCUGAGAGCUCCGACUCUCCACCAGCGGUCAAGGCACGCGCACCGAACGAUGCGCGGUUCGUUCCCCGAGCCCCGGCAGAGGCGGCUAUAUGCGUACUGGCUGUGGAUGAUAAUGAGAUCAACCUCAAGGUUCUUUCUAUGUUUCUGAAAAAGAUCGGAUGUACCUUCGAGACUGCAUCUGAUGGCCUUGUUGCAUUAGAUAAAUACAAGCAGGCAACCAGAAAGUUCGACUACGUACUGAUGGACUUGUGCAUGCCGAGGAUGGACGGAAUCGCGGCAGCGAGCGAAAUCCGACGGUACGAGGAGGAGCAUGGCCUCCCCCGCACCGCCAUUUUGGCGUUGACCGGCGUAGCCUCCUCCGAAUUGCAGGAUCAGGCUUUCGCGGCAGGUAUGGACGACUACCUGCUCAAACCCCUUACCCUUAACGACUUGAAGCGGAUUAUGAAGGCAUGA